Messenger RNA from Choloepus didactylus (southern two-toed sloth), 8486 nucleotides. It is a transcript of the gene FYB1, whose product is annotated as FYN binding protein 1. Gene Ontology annotation, biological process: T cell receptor signaling pathway; integrin-mediated signaling pathway; protein localization to plasma membrane. Lineage: Eukaryota; Metazoa; Chordata; Mammalia; Pilosa; Megalonychidae. The record is from RefSeq and is a predicted model, not a curated record. Gene Ontology annotation, cellular component: plasma membrane. Gene Ontology annotation, molecular function: protein binding; lipid binding. The transcript is spliced from 19 exons. Bases 205 to 2691 code for a protein of 828 amino acids.
GGAAUCUCUCAACCAUUCCUCUGGACAAACCUCUGCCAGGCACCAGAAAGUACCAGAGUUCUUGGACUUUGCCUACAGAGCAGACACAACCAUCAGAAAUGAGGAUGGGCCCAAGCCCUGGCCCUAGGAAGACCCACUAAAUGAGGCCAUCCUCUCACCUUAUUCUGCAGGAGACAGGAUGGAAAAGCAGAUGUGAAGUCCCUCAUGGCGAAGUUUAACUCAGGCGGCGGCAAUCCAACAGAGGAAGUCGCGGUCAACAGACGACCCUUCAAUGCCACAGGGCAAAGUUCACCUUCAGGAAUACAAGCAAAAAAGAAUUUAUUCAACAACCAAGGAAAUGCCAGUCCUCCCGCAGGACCCGGUAACAUAGCUAAGUUCGGAUCCCCAAAGCCACCUUUGGGAGUGAAACCUUCUUCAGAGGAAAAGCCUGACAAGGAGCCCAAACCCCCAUUUCUAAAGCCUACUGGAGUCAGUCAAAGAUUUGGGACGCUGGCAAACCCAGCCACCAGAGAUCCUGAGGUGAAAGCGGGAUUUACGAAACCUGUAGGCCACAAGCCCUUCAACUUACCCAAAGAAGACUGCAAACCUGUGUUUCCCCGGCCCCCUGGGAAUAAGCCAGCACUUCAUAGUAUAAACCAAGACAACGACUUAAAACCACUAGGCCCGAAGCCCGGGUCUAAUUCUCCAGCCCAGGAAAAUGAACAGAAGCAAGUUUUUCCAAACAUGGCUGGGGUCAAAGGCAAGUUUCCCUCAGCCUCACAGGAUCAUGACCCCAAACCCCUCUUCCCCAAGCCUGCCUUUGGCCAGAAGCCAUCCCUGACUUCCGAAGCCUCCCAUGAAGACGAGAGCCCCACCAAGAAUGUGUUUCUACAGAAAGGACCCCCAGUUCCCCCGGGAGCUAAGCCCAAAGCCAGCCCUUUAAUAAAACCACCAAGGGAAGACCCAGAAAAGAGAGACCAUGGAGGGGAUGCACCAAGUAUGCCUUUUCCUGGAGUGGUACUAAAACCUGCAGCAAGCAGAGCUCUCCCAGGAUCCUCCAAAAAUGCUGAAGAAAAUAAGGAAGACAGGAAGAUCGACGCUGCUAAAAACAUCUUCCUAAGCAAAAUGAAUCAGGAAGAGUCAGCCCCUGGGGCUCCUCCUGCGAAGUUCCUUAAGUCACCUUCUAAGCUGACAGCGGGAGGGCCAUGGGGCCAAAGCCUAGAGAAGGAAAAGGGAGAUAAGAUUCCAGGCACCCCGAGGCGGAAGCCAUUGCCUUCCUUGUUAACCCUGGGCCCCCCUCCACCAAAACCCAACAGACCACCAAACGUGGACCUGUCGAAAUUCCGAAUAGCCACUUCUGGAAACAGCACCAGCAAAGCCCAAGUGUCUUACUCAACUGCUUCCCUACCACCACCUCCACCAUCCCAUCCGGCCAGCCAACCACCGUUGCCAGCAUCUCACCCAACACAACUAGUCCCAAGCCUACCUCCCAGAAACAUUAAGCCUUCUCUUGACCUAAAACACCCUGUAAAUGAAGAAAAUCAAAAUGAUGGCUCUGAUGGAGUUGGAAAUCUAGAUGAGGAACAAGACAGUGAAGGAGAAACAUAUGAAGACAUAGAAGCAUCCAAAGAACAAGAGAAGAAAAGAGAAAAGGAGGAAAAGAAGAGAUUAGAACUAGAGAAAAAGGAACAGAAGGAGAAAGAAAAGAAAGAACAAGAAAUAAAGAAGAAAUUUAAACUAACGGGCCCUAUUCAAGUCAUCCAUCAAGCAAAAGCUUGCUGUGAUGUUAAAGGAGGAAAGAAUGAACUAAGCUUCAAGCAAGGAGAGCAAAUUGAAAUCAUCCGCAUCACAGACAACCCUGAAGGAAAAUGGUUGGGCAGAACAGCAAGGGGGUCAUACGGUUAUAUUAAAACAACUGCUGUGCAAAUUGACUAUGACUCCUUGAGACGGAAAAAAACCUCUCUCGGUGCCAUUUCAUCAAGACCUGUUUUGGAUGACCAAGAAGUGUAUGACGACGUUGCAGAGCAGGAUGAUAUUAGUGGCCACAGUCAGAGUGGAAGUGGAGGGAUAUUUCCACCUCCACCAGAGGAUAUUUAUGAUGGGGUUGAAGAGGAAGAUGCUGACGAUGGUUCCACAUUACAGGUUGAAGAGAAGAGUAACUCAUGGUCCUGGGGGAUUUUGAAGAUGUUAAAGGGAAAAGAUGACAAAAAGAAAAGUAUACAAGAGAAAUCUAAAGUCUCUGAGUCAGACGAUAAUGAAGGUUCAUCUUUCCCUUCUCCUCCUAAACAAUUUGAUAUGGGAGAAGAAGUUUAUGAUGAUGUGGAUGCCUCUGAUUUUCCCGUCCCACCAGCAGAGAUGAGCCAGGGAAUCAAUAUUGGAAAGUCCAAGACAGAAGAAAAAGACCCUAAGAAGCUGAAAAAGCAGGAAAAAGAAGAAAAAGACUUCAGGAAAAAAUUUAAAUAUGAUGGUGAAAUUAGAGUCUUAUAUUCAACCAAAGUUGCACCUUCCUUAACUUCUAAAAAGUGGGGAACCAGGGAUCUACAGCUGAAGCCUGGUGAAUCUCUUGAAGUUAUUCAAAACACAGAUGAUACAAAAGUUCUCUGCAGGAACGAAGAUGGAAAAUAUGGUUAUGUCCUUCGGAGUUAUUUGGUGGACGAUGAUGGAGAGAUCUAUGAUGAUAUUGCUGAUGGUUGUAUCUAUGACAAUGACUAGCACUCAGCUUUGGUCAUUGUGCUGUGCUCAUUAAAUGAAGUCUGGGUUUUAAUUGGCCUAUUACUGUGUAUCACAGAAAAUGAAUGCACAAAGAAGCUGCUUUCCAUUUGUUAUGAAAUUCUGACUAUCUCUAUGCGGGCUUGAAAUUUUGGACAUAGAAAAUGAUCUCUCUGCUUAAUCAGCAUCUCAGAAGAUUGCAUCAAUGAGAUGUAAGAAUUAUUAAAUCCCAUUUAUCUCAGUUACAAUUAUAAAGGCACAUCUUCUGGACUAUCCCUAGACAACUCUUCCUCCCCAUCCCCCCAAAAGGAAAUAAUUUGGGAAGAAAUAACUGUUCCAUAUAAAGAAAUAAAAGGAAGAAAAAUAAAUAUAAGGCAGGAAAUUUUAAUAUUCUGUAAGAAGGAAAACUAUAGUUUGCACCUCUAAUCAUGGUAGUAUCUGAUAUUCUUUGCCAUCCAAAUUAUUAAUCUUUAAAUGGUAGACCUAUUUCAUCUGCUGGUGGGUUAAAUGUUUUCCAUAAUUAAGGUAACAGUAGACCUUUUGUAUAAAGUUUAUCCCUAUUUGUUAAUUAAGAAUAUACAUUAAUUAUUCGAUACAAAUGUAUGCAUUUAGUAUGCACAUCUAAGAUUAAAACUGUAGAAGAAUCUAAAAAGUUUUCUUUUAGAUUCAUAUGCUAACAGCUUAAUUCUUCACUCUAUUUAAAAUACUUUUGUAAUCAGACUAGAUAUGAAUGAGAACUACCCUAAAAUUACAAAGAAUGGAAGAAUGGACCUUGAAAUUAAUUACCUCGUAUGGCACCUCUUUACUAUAAAAUCUCUUUUAAAGGCUUUUUCCCCCAUUACCUGUACAGAACUUUUUUUGCCACUUUACUGGAAAGUUGGCCAACAGAAGGAAUACAAAUUAAACUAAUUCCCCAAACAACCCAAAAACAGAAUGUGAAGCACUUGGAUUUCAAAUGCUAAGAACACUAAACACCAUGGUAUGAAAUUCAAAACCCAAUACCCAGGAAAAUAGCAUAUUAGGCAAUUAAUUUUUUCACAAUAUCCAAAAUAUAAGGUGAGCAAACCCUAAUGCUGGCUCUGUUACUAACAGACUAUGUUGUGAUAUUGGUAAAUUAUCCUCUCAGUUUCCUAAUUUGUAAAUUACAGGAUUAGAUUACGUCAGUUCCCCAACUUUUUUCACUACAAAUGACCUCAAAUUUUUAUAAUCCUCCUCCCACUCCAGUUCAUGUUUCCAAGUCUUUUGUCUAUCUUUUAAAAUGCAUUGAUUAAAUGUGAUUAAUGCAUUACCCAUGUUUUAACAGUGCAAAGGUCUUUUGGAGCUUUUGAAGAGUUGCCCCACUGAAUUGAAAAAAUUCCAAAUAAUUGUAAAGAAACUCAAAGCCUUCAUAUGGGUAAAGUGAGAUUUUUAUUAAGUGCUUUGAAAUUUGAAAUUAGCUUGUCAACUUCCACUGCUUAAUUUAUAGAUAUUUGGGGGUCUGUGGCCCCCAGAUUAGAAGUCACUGAUCUCAAAAUCCCUCUCCCAUUACAAAAUAUUUUGUUGCCUGUUUUUUCAUAGGGUAAACCAUAUAUGCCUGUAUGAUGAAUUUCUUUUAAUCUAGAUGAAAUUACAUGAUAAAGAAAUAUUCUUUGUUUGUUAAAUUUGUUAUCAAAUAUACACAAUGCACUGACAGUCUAUUUCCAGUAUUUUUUUCUUCUGAUUGAGACUAUCAUAGAUUCAAUUAGCAUGUCAGUUUUCAAAAUUCCAAAUUAGAUCAAGAGAAAAUUUUAGAGUUUGGUUUAUACACCAGGAAACAAACACAUACAUACCUAUGAAAGAUUUAUGUAAUAGAUAAUCAUCUUAACACAUAACAUAUGUUUGGAAUAUUAAUUUUAAUAUCCUAAAUAUUAUUUCUGUUAUGGAUUUAAGUAUGGAACUUUGUCAUGUGAAAAGAGCUACAAAUAAAAAAAUACCUUACGCAGAUGACCUUGUCUCCUACUUCAAAUAAUUGAGGCUAUCAAUCUUUCCCUUAACUUGAUCCCACAUGCAAGAGUCUUUCUCAGUGCCCAUCCUUACCUCUUUUUGCUUCAGUCUCAGAGGAUAGGGUACUUCCUAUUCAAGGGCAAACUUGCCACACCAGUGCACCUGAUACUGUUGCCACCAGUUCUGCCAUUGAAGUUGAGAUGAUCAAGUGCAGUUUCUUCAAUUCCCUACAACCUUCCACCUUAACCCAUAUCAAGACACUAUCCCAGAGAGUACACUGUCACUCCUCACAUUAAAGCCCUUGACCCUAUUUUUUUCCUGCCUUCUCUGGAGUCUUCCUCCACAAUCCAUUUCCCUCCCCUUCCUUUGUUUUCCCCUCUCUGUCUCUCCUUUCCCAGUCUCUUUCCCUUCCUCCCUCUCCUUUAACUUUAACUUCUACUGUAGUAGAUUCCUUCCUCCAGGCUUGCAAAUAUUCUCAAGUCUUUCCUAUCCAAAACACAAGACAAAACCUUGCCUUGAAUCCAAAUACCUCUCUAACUACAGCCCAUUUCUAUCUUUCUUUCUCAUCCCAUUGUCUUUAAAUGGUAGGAUACAUCUGGUGGCCAAGAAAAUAUGCCUUACAGGCCUCCAACUAUGGGGAAUUCAAUUGACCAAAGGCCUUAGCUGCUUGCAGAGCUCUAAAAUCCAUCACCAUGUGUGCCAAGGCCUCACUUCCCACAGGCUUCUCCUAGCCAAUUCUCAAGCUUGGCAGGGAUGCUAAGGCAAGCCUCUUCCUGGACAGUAGAAAACACCUCAGGUGGCCAACUUUCAUUUGAGAACUACCUGAUAGCCUUGCUGAAUCUUCCUUACCGUUCACAGCCCCCUUACCCUGGGAUGCUUCCACCCAACCAGCCCUUCCUCUCUCCUUCAGUGGGGUCAUUUCCUCUUACACAUGUAUUUUUCAAAAUAAAAUCUGAUUUUCAGGGGAUCUGAAUUGAGCACAGUACAGCUGGAGACCUUGUAAAAAUACACAUUUUCCUCCUCGGAUCAAUUGAAUCAGAAUCUCUGGGGAAAGAAUUUUGGAAUCCAUUUCUAAUUAACUCUAAAUGUUUGUGUAAUGCUUAGCCAGAUUUGAGAAUCCUUGGCCCCUAUUCUCCCUGUGUCACAUUCUCAAGUUAUAUUCACUCUAACUUAUUGCAAUUUGGUCUCUGCUGCAAUUGCUGUAAGGUUGUCUCUAUGUGGAUAUACCACAAGAAACUAACUCAUGGGAUUCACAGUUAAUCUCAUCCUUUUUCUGCCUUAAAUCAAUUGUUCCUCCUGUAGAUUCUAUCUCCAUUACAUUUCUGUCUCGUAUUUUCUCUCCUCAUAUCCAAUGAAGCAUCAUUAAAUGAAGUCCCAGAGAGUAAGGAUUCUGUCUUAUUUAUGUUUAUAUCCCUAUACUUUACAUCGUAUUUGACACCUAGAAGCCCUUCAUUAUAUAUUUGCUAAUGAAAGAAUCAAUGAUUGAUGAGCCUGCGAAUGUGUUAAUUAUCUGGACUGCCACUGUAAUUUUUCCUUAAUUACUGUUUCAAAUGAUAAGGAGUUAAGUAAAUUGAUGCCUGAAAAUUUCCUAUUGGUUUUAUCAACAUGAGUCAUUGAUGAUCUUAAAAAGAUUCAUGGAAGCAAUCAAGAUGAAGCUGAUUGCAGUGGUGUCACCAGUAGGGUUCUCUGGAAACAGAGGCUGAGAUAGUUUGGGUAUAAGGUGUCUAUUAGGGAUCAACAUCUGUAAAAGGAAGGGGAGGAAGCAGAAUUGAACAGAGAGAGAAAUUGAACUGCAAUGAAGGUCUGAUAAAGCUUUAGUUAACCAAAUGGGAACCCUGGAGUACAAGCUGCCUAUCAGAGUGAUUCCCCUUCAGGCCAUAAUGCCUAGACCUUUUUACUCCCACCUUGCUCAUUACCAUAUGUGGACAACCCUGGAAAAGGCAUGACCUUGUGCAAGAUAACUCUGCAGUUGAAGCAGACCCUGAAGGGGCAGACAGCUGGAGGCUGUCUGCAGGCCACGCCCUCUCAGCUGGGCAGCAAGUCUUUGAUAUAAGUUUGGACAGCUUAUAUCCACAGAUGGACUGACAGGUGACUGGGACAUUGGACAACUGAAACAGACAAUAUGGACAACUCCUUCCAGAAAUUUCCAAAAAACAAAGAACAUGAUGUAAGUGAUAGCCAGAUAGGAAAAUAAAGUGAAGAAAAGUCUUCUGUAUUGUAUUUCUUUGGGGGAAUUUGUUUGUUUUCUAAGACAGAAAAGACUCGAGUUUAUUCAAAAGCUUAUGGGAAGGAUUCAGCCAAGACUGAAAGAUAAAAAAUAUACGGGAGAGAUAAGAGAUAAUCAAGGAUCUAACUUUUGUGAGAAGAUGGAAGCGUGGAUAGAUUGUAAAAACAUUUGUAAAUAUUUUUGUUUUUUUAGAAUGAAAUAUACAUUCUAACAAUUUCUUUUUAGAAUGAAAAAAUGCUAACAAUUUCUUAUUACAUCUAUGAAAUGCUUGGCAUGUUCUAGGCACAUCAGGAGGGCUCAGAUAUCACCUAUUUAUUAUUAUUUUGUUAUUAUUAUUAUGACUAAUUUUGAAAUACCUGCUAAUGCUGCCUAGAUUAUCACAAUCAGAUCACAUACUGAAGGUUUAUUUUAGUGACUAUAUACAUCCUUGUUUUCUGCCUCCUACUUGAGAAUACAGCUAAAUUAUGUCACCUUGAACAAGAUUAUAAAAUUUGCUAAGACUCAGGCUAUUAAUUUAUAAAAUGUGAAAGUACCUACUUUAUAGGGUUGUUAUAAAAUUUAGUUGAAACAAUGUCUUAAGCAUUUAGUACAGUGUCUGACUUAUGUGAACAAUUGUUAUCAUUACCCUGCUUGGUAGUUUGCUACUAUACAUUCUGAACGUGUCAACUCAGUGGAAUUCUGUUGAGAGUUGUAUUGUUUCAAAGAUGACAAAUUUGCUGUGAGUGCCUAAUAUUUGCCCUCUGAUAUAUAAGAGUAAUAUAAAAACACUUAAGAUGAAACACACAACUUAAAAUUAUAAUAAAUAAAAGCAGUAUCUGAGCCAGGUCCAGUUCCUACAGUUGAAUAUUAGGCUUUGGUAUGGCAUAUCUCUUUUACUUGGCAUUUCCUGCAACUCUACGUUAAAAGGAUAAAGUUGUCCUGGCUUUCAUAAUACAGGCAACGAUUUUCUAAUUUGUGGAUAGUUUUCAUUCUGUUUCCUUAAGGAAAAUAUUAGGCUGUAUAUGGGUUCUCCUAGUGAGGCUAGAAUGGAGUCACCAUCUUCAGUUUUAACUGCAAACAUGGCAAAGUGAUGGAUGCUCCACAGAUAUCUCUCAUCUCUGGGGGUUCAUAUGAGCUCAGCAAUUCUUCUAUAACUGUUUCCACAGAGAAAUGAGUUAGAAGAGUUUUCCAGAUGUCUAGAAAGCAUAUUUUAAACAAUCUAUUAAUGGUCUUCCUGCUCAAAUUUGGAAAAUGGUUCAGUCAGAGAUCUUGGGCUGCAAGCAACAGAAACAAUGUAUUGCCCUUGAGUAGAUCAACCACAAAUCAAAGUCCCUAGAGAGAGAACUCCAUUGACUGUGCUUGAGUCAUGUGCCUGGCCAUGGGGUGGAGUAAGGGAGGAUUCUAACCCUUCAGCUCCCAUAGUGAAAGUCACCAGGAAUUAUCCUUGUAAACAAGACUACACUCAGUGGUGGAAAGAUAAUUUCCAAAUACAAAAAUCAGAGUGCUGAGGAGCAACCAAGAUGAUGGCAUAGAGAAGCUAGUGGAAGUUAGUUAGUCCCCCUAGAACAACUAAUAAACAACCAGGAAUAGCUAGUAAAUAAUCUGGAAUAAUUGCUUGAGGACAACCAUG